Phyllopteryx taeniolatus (common seadragon) is the source of this 5517-nucleotide messenger RNA. RefSeq names its product GDNF family receptor alpha 4b (gene gfra4b). Bases 315 to 1610 code for a protein of 431 amino acids. The transcript is spliced from 8 exons. Gene Ontology annotation, molecular function: signaling receptor activity. Gene Ontology annotation, cellular component: external side of plasma membrane; signaling receptor complex. Gene Ontology annotation, biological process: nervous system development. The record is from RefSeq and is a predicted model, not a curated record. NCBI's taxonomy places the organism in Eukaryota, Metazoa, Chordata, Actinopteri, Syngnathiformes, Syngnathidae.
UGGACGGGAAGGCGUGCGGUGAAACUUCCACUCAUCAUUAUUACGCGCGACUCCCAAAUGCGCAACGAGCGACCGCAGCCUCAGAUCAACUGAUGGGAACGAUCGUGCCACCUUAAAAGGCGACGGAACAACGUUUGACAGCUUCGGAGAGAUUACGUCGCAGUUCCCUAGCAGCAAAACAUAAUAUCAUCAUAAUGCUUGUGUCUGGAUACCCACAUAUCUUCACCUAACUCCACGGUUCAAGGUGAAAGUUCCCACGCGUUUAUUAUCCCAAAGGAAAAAACAACAACAACAACUUCAUUUGGCGCAGAGAGAUGGCCCUGUGGGGACUUUAUCUGCUCAAUCUCACAAUUUACGCUCUGUCAGAGGUCUUACUGGCCAGCAGCGACUGCUUGAUGGCCGGAGACUUGUGUUCGAGCGAUGACACCUGCAGCCCGCGCCUGCGCACACUGCGUCAGUGCGUGGCGGGCAACGGCAGCAUGAAGCUGGGCCCUGGGGCCAGGAGCCAGUGCGCCAACGCGGUGUCUGCACUGAUCUCCAGCCCUUUGAAUGGGUGCCAGUGUAAACGCGGCAUGAAGAAAGAAAAGAACUGCCUGAGCAUCUACUGGAGCCUUCACCAAUCCAUCAUUCACGGACUCAACUUGGUGGAGAGUUACCCUUAUGAGACCACGCAGAGGGAUUACGAUUACGUCCGUUUGGCCUCUAUCACAGCAGACUCUGAUAUUGGGACGGUAACUCUGAACCGCUGCUUGGAUGCAGCCAAGGCUUGUAAUGUGGACGACUUGUGCCAGAAGCUGCGCACAGAAUACGUCUCGGCCUGCAUCAAACCCACUGCCAAAUCAGGCCUGUGCAACCGGGUCAAAUGCAACAAGGCCCUGCGCAGAUUCUUUGACCGGGUCCCUGCAGACCACACGCACAAGCUGCUCUUUUGCCCCUGCACGGACACGGCCUGCGCAGAACGUCGAAGGCAGACCAUCGUUCCCAGCUGCUCUUAUGAAAGCGUGGAAAAGCCCAGCUGCAUUACGCAGAGGAGGAUCUGCGAGGCCGACUACGUGUGCAAGUCUCGUCUGGCACAAUUUCAAUAUGACUGCGAACCCUCUGAAGUGUCUACCAGUGGUUGCAAGCAAAGAAACUACGGUGCCUGCCUCCUCGCCUACACAGGACUCAUAGGAAGCACAAUCACGGCCAACUACGUCGACAACGCCACGUCCAGUGUGGCACCAUGGUGCACCUGCUUGGCCAGCGGCAACCAGAAACAAGAAUGUGAAGACUUGCUGGGCUACUUUACUGACAACAUCUGUCUGCAGAAUGCGCUCAGGGCAUUUGGAAGUGGAUUUGACCAGCAGCCAACGGCGGGUCAGUCCAAUACCCAAAGUCCCGCCCACCGCAGCAGAGAAAACAGGAGCAGUACUUCUUUGCCGGAAAGCACAGUAACCAGGCAGAGCAUUCUGGAUACAAAAAUACACACACAGGCCAUGGGAAAUGAACUCCAAGUGGGCCAGUCCUCCCUGCCGUCCAACAGCCUCGCAAAUGCGACGCCCCCUCUCAGGCUCCUGCCUCCAGCUGCCAUUAGCCUUCUGUUGUUUUGCUUGCUCGACAGUGGACACUAAAGACUGCAGGGGUGCGCUCCCUGUUGAAUGGAGGCAGUUCAUAAACUGUACAACUACUCCCGCUUCCGUCCUGUCUUGUACAGCAAUUCCGUUUCUAUUUUGUGUCUAGGUAGUAGGACCCUUAAAGGAAGCUGAUGUGUACAGUUGAACAAAGAGUCGUUGAUCGAGACAUGCCAAAAUUGAGUUAUGGCUUGAUUAAGCUCUCAGCUAUCCAGCGUCUCUACAGUACUGGUAUAUAUGUAUGCUACUCAGCUGAAGAUACAGUACCAACAGAAACUCUUAUUGUGAGUCAGUGUUUGGAGAGCUGCACACAGCCCUUUAACUGCACUCUCCUCAAAUGACUGCGAGAGGACCAUUCUUUCUAAUCAAUACUGGGAAAAAAGGGGGUGUGAGGGUGAGCUGGAGAGACAAUAGAGCAACAUUUUACUCCGACAUGGCCGACAGAUGCCCUGAUUCUUCAGUGUCCUGCAGCAGCGUCAAGCAGAGAGUGCAUAAGACAAACCUUGACACCACAAUCAUGCUCUCCAUCGCCGUUUGUCAAACUCUCACUUUAUUUGUUAGCUCUGGAGCUACAGUAUAAAACAUGCCCUCGCUAUUAAAAGGGAAUUAUUAGCCAAUUCCCCAAAGACAAUACCCUUAGACCUCUGGCUGCUAUACAGAAAGUAAUUGUGAGUGUAAUAACCUUCUAGUUUUCAUUGUGCAAGUGGACACUGCAAGAGCGGGGAAAAAGGAAGGUCUGGCUUAUUUAGUUUUGUCAACAUAAAUACAAAAACUGAGAUUUAACAGAUGUGAAAAGGUUCUAUUUAAUUAUUUUCUGUUCUGUGAAUUAAUUUCUCCAAGUAAAAACAUUUCCCAAGUUUCAUGUUCCUUUUAAAGCAUCUUUGAAUUCAAUGGAACACACAAAGACAAACACAAUCAAAACAAAUUUUGCCCUUGGAAAUACAACCCCUAUUCCAAUAAAGAUGGGACGUCGUGUUAAACAUAUAUAAAAACAGAAUACAAUGAUUUGCAAAUCAUGUUCAACAUAUAUUUCAUUGAAUACACUACGACAAGAUAUUUAAUGUUCAAACUUAUCAACUUUAUUGUUUUUAGCAAAUAAUCAUUAUAUUUUUUUUGGUUGCAACUUGUUCCAAAAAGCUGGGACAGGUGGCAAAAAAGAUGAGGGAAGUUGAGGAAUGGUCAUCAAACACCAGUUUGGAACAUCCCACAGGUGAACAGGCUAAUUGGGAACAGGUGGGUGCCGUGAUUGGGUAUAAAAGGAGCUUCCCUGAAUUGCUCACUCAUUCAAAAGCAAAGAUGGGGUGGGGUUCACCUCUUUGUGAACAAGUGCGUGAUAAAAUAGUCGAACAGUUUAAGGACAAUGUUCCCCAACGUACAAUUGCAAGGAAUUUUCGGGUUUUCAUCAUCUACGGUCCAUAAUAUCAAUAAAAGGUUCAGAGAAUCUGGAGAAAUCACUGCAUGUAAGUGGCAAGGCCGAAAACCAACAUUGAAUGCCCGUGACCUUCGAGCCCUCAGGCGGCACUGCAUCAAAAACCGACAUCAAUGUAUAAAGGAUAUCACCACAUGGGCUCAGGGACAUUUCAGAAAAACCAAUGUCAGUAAAUACAGUUCAGCGCUACAUCCAUAAGUGCAACUUGAAACCCUACUGUGCAAAGCAAAAGCCAUUUAUCAACAACGCCCAGAAACGGCGCCGGCUUCUCUGGGCCUGAGCUCAUCUAAGAUCGACUGAUGCAAAGUGGAAACGUGUUCUGUGGUCCGAUGAGUUCACAUUUCAAAUUGUUUUUGGAGAUUGUGGACGUCGUGUCCUCCGGGCCAAAGAGGAAAAGAACCAUCCAGACAGUUAUGGACGCAAAGUUCAAAAGCCUGCAUCUGUGAUGGUAUGGGGCUGUGUUAGUGGCAAUGGCAUGGGUAACUUACACAUCUGUGAAGGCACCAUUAAUGCUGAAAGGUACAUACAGGUUUUGGACAAACAUAUGCUGCCAUCCAAGCAACGUCUUUUUCAUGGACGCCCCUGCUUAUUUCAGCAAGACAAUGCCAAACCACAUUCUGCACGCGUUACAACAGCGUGGCUUCGUAGUAAAAGGGUGUGGGUACUAGACUGGCCUGCCUGCAGUCCAGACCUGUCUCCCAUUGAAAAUGUGUGGCACAUUAUGAAGCGUAAAAUACGACAACGGAGACCCCGGAUGUGUUGCAGCCAUAAAAUUCUUAGUUAAUGAUUAUUUGCUAAAAACAAUAAAGUUGAUAAGUUUGAACAUUAAAUAUCUUGUCUUUGUAGUGUAUUCAAUUAAAUAUAGGUUGAACAUGAUUUGCAAAUCAUUGUAUUCUGUUUUUAUUUAUGUUUAAAACAACGUCCCAACUUCAUUGGAUUUGGGGUUGUAAUAUAAAGUGAAAUCACUGUCACCUCUAUGUUUUUCAAGGAGAUACUCAACUGUCAUGCAAGUAUAAAAGAAGAAAAGCACUGUAAAAUACUAAAAUAAAGUAAAACUACCUGUUAAAGACAUAAUGAAGAGGGAGUAAGAAGGUGUUUUCAAGGUGAUGUUUUUUUUCCGGUAUCGCUAGAAUUAAAAGAUCACAUCUCUAGCUUGGUGGUAUUAAAUUAUAUACUCUACAUCAGGGAUGGGCAACUUAAAUGACAGAGGGGACAAAUAGGACUGCACACUUCCUAACCAGAUGUAUGACAAAAAUGGCAUUUUAAAUAUGGACAAAAUAUGUGAAUAGUAUGUUUUUUUUUUUUUUUUUUUUUUUUUACUGAAUCAAUGUACAAUACAUUAUCUUUAUGUAUUUCAUGCUCAAAUGCAUGUAAAAGAUCCACUCUUCAGUAACAAAGGGUUUGAAGCAAAAAACAAAAUAACCACCUAUUGUUACAACCCCCCUCCUCAGUGCAAAGGGUUCUCGUGCAUAGAAAUCAUCAUUCAAAGGUGGCACAAAACUUCUGAACAGCAAACCAAAAUUAUGUGCAAGAACUAAUUUUGUGCCUUUUUAUGACAAAAAUCAACUCACUCAAAGAUUUGAAUAUUACACUAUGUUUGUCCGACACGUCAUUCAAAAUCCCCAGAUUAGUUGGCCGGCUCACUCACAUGUAUAAUAAGGUGCCGUAUAGAGCAGGGAAGUUCACUCUUAUUUGUUGAAAGAGCCCUGGCAAAGCCGGUGCAUCUCCCCUGUCCUCCAUUGCGGCUCUGCCGCCUGUAACAACAACCUCUUUUCCAAGCCACCAUGCACAUUUCCAACACUAUUAUUGACAAUAGAGGACCAAUCAAAUCCUGUGAACAUUGGCACUUAUUCUAUAGUUCUGGAUUUACAAAUGAUCUCUGCAGAAAAAUAUUUCCCCACAAUAGACUCAGUGAUAAUUUUAGGCUUGUUUUCUGAUGAAAUAUUUGAUUUUCAGACAGAUUUUGGCUCACCCUCAUUGAACUACUAUGUAUUCUGUGGUGUAAUAUUUGCCUAUAUUGAAGGUCUGGAUGUUUUUUUUUUAGACAAUAACGAGCGAAAAGUUUUAAUAGGAUUUUUUUUUUUUUUUUUUUUAAAUCGAUCAUUGAAAUGCCUUCUAGAGAAGCCACGUCGUCCCACAUGAAGUAUGUGCUUGCAGAUUCAUUUCCGCAUAUAUAAACUGGUUGGUUUCGUUAGCUCAACUUUUGAAAAGAGUUCUGAUGGAUGACAGGUGUUUUUGUAGGUUAUAUGUUGGCACUGUGCGACACAGGCAGACUUGAUGUGCACUGCUGGCUGUCACGGUGGACACCUGCCAUCACGGCGUUGUGUUCGUACUAUUUUAUCAGGCUUACAAGUUUACACGAUGACGUUAAACAGGCGUUUAAUUUUGCCAUGCAUUAAAAACUACCACUUGUAUUAAUUCACUCCAGUCACACUCACUCCUCUUUUCACCGCCAUUCCUAUUUGUCAGCAAAGGCUC